UUUAGUUUGUAAUUCACUAAACUUAUUUCUACCUGAUUAUUCAAGAAAAAAAAUCAGAAGCAAUUAUCUUCUACUACUGUGAUAACAAAUCGAAUACAUUUUUACCAUUGUCCAUUGUCAAUAGCAUCAUUUAAUCAAUUUAAUUUCAAGCCAUGACCAAUCUGAUGCACCUGACAACAAUAUGGUAUUAGGUAUGAUCAACGAUUGUCAACUAGCAAUUGAUUGCAAAUUUUCCAGCGAUCAACUUAUUUAUCGAGGUGAAGGUAAUUCAAGUUUAGUUGUUGCUAUUCAACCGACAUGUCAAGUAAUCAGAUUGCUCAAAUCGGAUGCUAAAAAACUGCAAAAUGCCAACGAUGUGUUGACGCAUCUUUUGCAACACAUCGAUUUCAAUCGAAAUAUAUUGCCCGAUGUGAUUGGUGAACAUUUGUUCUCAUCACCGCAACUGGUCUAUCUGGAAAGUCGACAAUUGGAGACAAUCAAAAGUUUUGUUCACGACAAAAGGCCUUCAUUUAGAUUAGAAAAAACUUUGACCAAUUGUGGUUAUGCAUUGCUCAUGAAUGAUUGUUGUACCAUUCCACCAGCCAUCGAUAAUUAUGAUUGGAGCCUGCAUUCCGUAAUUGCUGUCGAAAUCAAGCCUAAACAAGGAUUCCUGCCAAAUGCGAAUCUUUUUCGAAUGAACGAUGUACUUAAAUUAAAGUCACAGAUUUGUCGUUUCGGCCUUUCACAAUUUUAUAAACUACAGAAAAAAUCGAUCAAAUCGAUAAGUUCCUACUGUCCAUUGGAUCUUUUUUCUGGUUGUCCAUCGCGUACAUUUCACGCAUUACUCUGCUUGAUGAAUAAUCCGCAGAAUAAUUUUCGUGUCUUCCUUAAUUCACAUCUUCUUUUCGACGAUCAAUGUGACAUUGGCCAUCUUCGAUCAGUUCUAUCUAGGUUUCUUUCGGUUCGUCGUAAUGGAAAACACUUUAAAGCAAACCCUUUUACUGACGAUGUCGCCAACAAGGUAAUUGAUCCAAUACAUUCUUUUGCUCUGUUGUUGGCACAGAUCCUUACUGUGCCUUUAUGUGAUGAUAGUAAGGAAAAUGAUUGUCAGCCAGAAAUUUAUCGAAAAGGCAACAAAAAUGAUUAUAAACACAUGCCAAACGUGAUUCGUGAGCUUGAAAAUUUAGAUUGCCAACAACGUUAUGUUUUCUAUCGAACGUUUAUUGAAUUUUUCGAGAAAAUGGCCAACCUAACAAAUAUUAACGAUUUGAACAACAAUCAGACUGCUUUACAAUCCUUUAUAAACGAUCAUUAUAGACAGUCGGAUGAUUUUAUGGCGAUAAAAAACAAAAAAUCAAAAUCACUGACCAUCGAUCACCAUAGCUUGGUUCAAUGUCGGCUGCAUGCGUCUAAACAACCAAAUCCCCUCUUUUGUGAUUCAUUAUCCGAAUGUCAAGAUAAAAGCUUACAGCAUGGCUUACCCGUGGGCUGUAUUCUUGAUUCGAUAUUGCGUGCACAGCAAUUAGACACAAUAGAUUCAUUCAUAGCUGUCGAUUUGAUGGAUAAAUUGUUUCUCAAGUAUAAAACGUUGAAACACGACCUAUCCAUUCAAGGAGAUUGCCUUUAUCCAAUUGAUACACAACGACCCGAAUGCCGUGAACGCUUAGAAAAGUUCAUUGUGCAAAAUUCUCAGGAUUUGGACACGCUUUGGCGUUUUCUGAUAUCACUUACCGCUAAGGACUGUUCUAUAAUGAUUGCAAUGAAACACGACGAUGAUCGUUACGAAAAUGGAUUUGUACAGCCAUCAUCGACAAGCUGCUCAUCGAUCCAUGUGACCGACAAAACAACCGGCCGGCCUUACUUAUGCAGACUAUCCAUCAUUGAUCUCGAUUAUAAACCAGCCUGUAAGAUUCAACGUAUGCUGCACAAUGAUCGCCGAAUGAUUCUGACUUUUCUUAGUUCUAUCUACAAAAGCAACAAGUGCCAUGAAACCGGUGUUGCAGCUGACAAUAUUCAAAUGGAAGAACAAUUGACUGAUUAUAUUGGGCAAGAACUUGCCAGCUAUUUGACCUGACUGUGAUCGGUACUCAUUACAAACAAUGAUGCCCAUAAUUGUUUGCCUGCACAAACUUAUUAUAGUCACACAAAGAAACCAUGUCUCAUGUAUAUUUAU
Messenger RNA from Dermatophagoides pteronyssinus (European house dust mite), 2152 nucleotides. It is a transcript of the gene Ipk1, whose product is annotated as Inositol phosphate kinase 1. Gene Ontology annotation, cellular component: nucleus. The record is from RefSeq and is a predicted model, not a curated record. Lineage: Eukaryota; Metazoa; Arthropoda; Arachnida; Sarcoptiformes; Pyroglyphidae. Gene Ontology annotation, biological process: inositol phosphate biosynthetic process. Gene Ontology annotation, molecular function: ATP binding; inositol-1,3,4,5,6-pentakisphosphate 2-kinase activity.